Beauveria bassiana ARSEF 2860 is the source of this 1275-nucleotide messenger RNA. RefSeq lists its product as uncharacterized. Lineage: Eukaryota; Fungi; Ascomycota; Sordariomycetes; Hypocreales; Cordycipitaceae. The transcript is spliced from 2 exons. The coding region runs from base 1 to 1275 and encodes 424 amino acids. The record is from RefSeq and is a predicted model, not a curated record.
AUGGAAUGGCUGAACGAGGAGUGGCAGCAAGAGGAGGACUCCGACAACGACAUGCACGCAGUACAAGCUCUUCACCACCACAAUAGCAAUAGCCCGCAUCACCACCAUGGGGCCAGCUUUGGCAACGGUUCUGUAGCGCUGGAUCGCCGCAGCAUUGCCGGCAGCAGCACCAGCAACGGACCCGCGCCCAGCACCAACAACUUCCGAAGCUCUUACGACGGCUAUCGCGAUGCGCCUCCGCCCACCUCGCCGCCGCCGCCGCCGCCGCUUGUUCCCUACAGCCAGUCCAGCCCCAGCGUCGUCUCCAGCCUCAACUAUUCAGCUCUUCCCAGUGGUUGGAGUCCGCUGUAUCGACAGCCCUUGUCUCCGCCGUCCCAGGGCCAGGUAGCCACCGCGAUUACCCGCGAUGCUGGCAGCAGCAGCCGCAAUGAGCUCGCCCGCCGUCUGACAUUCCUCGCGCAGCGCCUCACAUGUGGUGGCGACGUCGAUGAGCUGGCUCUCGCUGGGCAGCUCGAACAGAUGGAAAAGGCCGUCAGCCCGCCGUCCUCACCAAAUCCGCGACGGCGACAGCUAUCGCCGCAGCAACAGCAACGGCAGGGUCCAGCCAACAGACCGUUAGAUCCUCAGACGCCCGGGUCGCCACCGCCCAGGAGCGACACCGACUCUGUGCUUGGCUCCCCGCUGUCGAUGAUUCGAUCGCAGUUUUCCGACUUAUCACUGGCAUCUAUGCGCGAACGCGAACGGGAGCGCGAGCAGGAGCGCGUCGCCGAGGAAGAGCGGGAAUCACGCGCGCGGACUGGCAUCGCCGAGGCGCAAGCCAAGCAGCUCAUUACCGAGGCCAACAAGCUCAAUGAGGAGCUGUCGCAGGUCGCUGAGAACCUCAAAGCGAGGCAGGAAGAGAUGGAGCACAUCAACAACCUCCUCAUCGAGCGUGCCGAGAGAGCGGCGGAGCGCAUCGUCUUUUUGCAGAACCGCGUCUCCUACCUGGAGCAGGAGCUCGACGAUAACGAUGACGAGCUCCAGCACCUGCGCAUCUGUCUCAAGGCUGUCGAGGUCCAGCUGCCGCCCAACCCUGACCUGGAGCUCCAGCGCUGCAUCAACGUCUUCAAGGAGGAUUUCCGCGAGCUUAAACGAAACCGCGCCAACCGCUGCGCCAGCGUCGCCUCGUCCCAAAACUUUUUUGCCUCGACGCCUGCGACGCCCAAUCCCGGGCCCAAACGCGCCGCCUCUUACAACAUGUAUACGACACCACCAUCACGAAAUGAUAUGAGAUGA